Messenger RNA from Grus americana (Whooping crane), 1420 nucleotides. It is a transcript of the gene MNX1, whose product is annotated as motor neuron and pancreas homeobox 1. The record is from RefSeq and is a predicted model, not a curated record. Gene Ontology annotation, biological process: endocrine pancreas development; spinal cord motor neuron cell fate specification; central nervous system development. The transcript is spliced from 3 exons. Lineage: Eukaryota; Metazoa; Chordata; Aves; Gruiformes; Gruidae. Gene Ontology annotation, cellular component: nucleus. Gene Ontology annotation, molecular function: DNA-binding transcription factor activity, RNA polymerase II-specific; sequence-specific double-stranded DNA binding. The coding region runs from base 1 to 1089 and encodes 362 amino acids.
AUGGAAAAAUCAAAAAAUUUCCGCAUCGACGCGCUGCUGGCUGUCGACCCCCCCAAGGCGGCGGCGGCGGGACAGAGCGCGCCGCUGGCCCUGGUCACCUCGCUGGGCGGCAGCGGCAGUAGCAGCAGCGGGAGCGGCAGCCCCCCGUCCUCCUCCUCUUCCUCAUCCUCUUCGUCCUCCUCCGAGCUUCCCGCCGGCGGCCCCGCUGACUGCCUGCGCACCGACAGCCCCUCUCCGCCGCGCCUCCUGGCCGCCCACUGCGCCCUGGUCCCCAAACCCGGCUUCCUGCCCGGUACCGGCGCCGGCGCCCAUCCGCAUCACCACGCCUCGGCGGCCGGCAUGGCCCUGGGACUGCACCCUGCGGCGCCCGGCGGGCCGGGCAUGCCGGCGCAGGCGGCCCUCUACGGGCAUCCCGUGUACGGCUACUCGGCGCUGGGCGGGCAGCACCCGGCCCUCUCCUACUCCUACUCGCAAGUGCAGGGAGCGCACCCAUCCCACCCCGCCGCCGACCCCAUCAAGCUCAGCGCCGGCACCUUCCAGCUGGACCAGUGGCUGCGGGCCUCCACCGCCGGCAUGAUCCUGCCCAAAAUGCCCGACUUCAACUCCCAGGCGCAGUCCAACCUGCUGGGGAAGUGCCGCCGGCCCCGCACGGCCUUCACCAGCCAGCAGCUGCUGGAGCUGGAGCAUCAGUUCAAGCUCAACAAGUAUCUCUCCCGACCCAAACGCUUCGAGGUGGCCACGUCGCUGAUGCUCACCGAGACGCAGGUGAAGAUCUGGUUCCAGAACCGGCGCAUGAAGUGGAAGCGCAGCAAGAAGGCGAAGGAGCAAGCGGCGCAGGAGGCCGAGAAGCAGAAGGGGGGCGGCGGGGAGGACAAGGGGGAUGAGGACCUGCUGCUGCCCGCCCCGGAGAAGAGCGGCGGGAGGAGGAUGCGGGAGCUGCCCGACAGCGAGCCCGAGGACGAGGAGGAGGAGGAAGAAGAAGCGGCGGCAGGGCGAUGCUGCCCUUACCACUCCUCCGACUGCUCCGAGGUGGACGAGGAGGACACGCAGCCCCGAGGCCGGCACGGAGCCCCGGCGCAGCCCCAGUGAGCCCCCCCGCACGCCCCGCUCCCUCCAGCCGCGGGCUCUGUCCGUCCCGUCGGGGGGGGGGGGAGCCCGUCCGCUCCUGGUCGGCACCGGCCCCGCUCCCCUCCUUGUUCCGAUUUCUCCCUGCUUGGAGGGGGAUGGAGAAGAGGAUCCCCCGCAUGUUGAGCGGGGAAGAGGAUUUACAGUGAAUACAGUGUUAUUAUUGACUGAAAAUCAGACGAAACUUGAGCCCUCCCAUCCCUGCCCCCUGGAAGCGCGUUCCUUUCGCUGAAUAUUGGAAAUGUUUUGUUCUUACUAUAUAUGGGGAAAACUGUUUAUGUCAUGAACGUUAAAA